Messenger RNA from Anastrepha ludens (Mexican fruit fly), 2192 nucleotides. RefSeq lists its product as uncharacterized. The record is from RefSeq and is a predicted model, not a curated record. NCBI's taxonomy places the organism in Eukaryota, Metazoa, Arthropoda, Insecta, Diptera, Tephritidae. The transcript has 2 exons. The coding region runs from base 631 to 2169 and encodes 512 amino acids.
AUUUAUUUUCUCUUUUUCCUUUUCUUUUGCUUUACUUAAUUGUAAUUUAAUAAGACAAACAAGUUGUAGACAUUAGGUAAGCAAUUUAUUUCUUAAGCGUGCCGGAAAUGCAAGUAACAGAAUACUGACCUGCAGGCACUAAUUGGGCAAUUCUUUCCAAAGAAUUAAAAAUGCAAUACUUGCAUUAAUAUUGUAAAACUUAGUAUAAUUAAUUGAAUUGUAAAAAUAAAUUUUCAGUCUAAAACUGGAGUCCAAUAAAGCGGUGCAUUAGCUCCGAUCUUUUUUUAAAAACUCAAUUCGACUUUCGAAUUAAAAACUGGCGCCCGAGCAGGGACCAGUCGCGAAAAAGUGUAAAGUGUUUAAAAGUGUCUGUGAAAGGAAGAAAUUAAAAGUUGACUUCCCAACGGCACCAACCCUACUAAGUGUCUGUGAAAGGAAGAAAUUAAAAGUUGACUUCCCAACGGCACCAACCCUACUUUCCGACUGGUCAUCAGGAUUUCCAGCAGACUCAGGCUCUCUUGUGUUCGUCCGGAGACCACCUCGCAUAGAAGUGUUGCAGCAGGAGCCGCAGUAGGUCUAACCGACCAAAAAGGAAUACAUCCGUGCAGCCAGCGAGGGAAGAGUAGUUCAAUGCUACUCCUACUAUUAAUAAUACCACUCGCCACAGGCGAGUUCCGUAUCCUCGAUUAUACAAACUCACAACUUGCAACCUUUAAUACAGGAUGGACCAAAAUCCAAAAUGGCACCUACAAAAUUAUACAUACAAUAGACACGGACGAAUACCAAAGGACUUUGAACGAACUCAACUCCACGAUAAGACACAAAAUAACUCCCGACAAUUCCUUACUCCCCUUCUUGCUCCAUGAAAUGUCCGAAAUACAAAGUUUCCUAAGUAGAUUAAAGCCAAAGGUAAACAAGAGAUCCAUAAACGCAAUUGGUACCGCCUGGAAAUGGCUCACAGGGAGCCCGGAUCACGAAGAUCUCGUUAUGUUAGAAAAUCAUAUUAACAAUUUACUUGAAAAUAACAAUAACCAAUUAAUAAUAAAUAGAGCAAUGAGCGGAAGAAUAAAUAAUAUAACGGAAGUGUCAAAUAAAAUAUUUAAAAUAUUAAAAGAUAAGGAAGAUGUUCAGCAUGAUAUGGCUGUAAACAUUAAAUUUAAGCUACAAUUAAUAAAAGAUGAAAUCAUAAAUAUCAAUUAUGCAAUACAUUGGGCCAAAGUUGGCAUUGUAAAUUCAUAUAUAUUUUCUAACGUUGAAAUGAAACUAAUAAAAGAAAUUAUUGAGAAAAAUAAUAUUCCCUUCACUAAUAUAGAAGAGGCAUUUGAAUUCAGUAACGUUAAGAUAGCCUCUAGUAAUUCUAAGAUUGUAUACUUAAUUGAAAUCCCAAUAACUGACAACAAUUUAUGUGAAUCCCUAUUAAUAAAAGCAAUAAAGAAAGGUAAUAGAUUAUAUAAAAUACCAUUUGAAAAAAUUAUAAGAUGUCAAAAUAAAAUCUUUGGAAAGAAAAGCAACUGUAAAGAACAUAAUGAAAUUAAAAUUUGUACAAAGGAAAAUAUUGUAGACAUCAGUAACUCCACAUGCAUUCCUCAUCUACUCAAAAGCCGAUCGCCUAGCUGCAUUACGAUUAACAACCAACACAUUCCCACUGUCCUAGAAGUCCUCCCAGGAAUAAUACUUUUAAAUCGAUUUAACGACACCGUUCACAUCGACAAGGAGAAGAUUAACUUAACUGGAUCAUUCGCAAUCCAGUACCACAACUCCACCAUUAUAAUAAACAACCAAACAUUUCUGUCUAAAGAAAUCUCCAGCGGAAAACCCCUUCCUGCAGUUCUACAACCAAAUGCAACACUUACGGCCGAAGAAGAAUUACUAAGCCUGGAAAUGAUGAAAGAACUUCACCUAAAAAACAUAAACUAUAUCGAGACUCUAAAAAAUAAAGGAUUAACAACAUCAAUAGUCAAUUUUGGGAUAUCUGGUAUAACUUUAACUCUAAUGGCAAUCGGGGUACUAAAACUAACUUCAACGAAAGGCCCAAAGCAAGGGGCCAAACACGUCUCCGAAUUUUUCAAAAGGGCCCCAUUACAAGAGGUAACAGUUAAAAAUUUCCAACAACCCGAACCACAUCCUGAAGAUUAUCCUACUCAGACGCACGAGGACGUUCGUUUUUAAAUGCGGAGGAGUUAACACGCGCU